This is a messenger RNA of Tachysurus fulvidraco (yellow catfish), 5504 nucleotides long. It is a transcript of the gene foxo4, whose product is annotated as forkhead box O4. Gene Ontology annotation, molecular function: DNA-binding transcription factor activity, RNA polymerase II-specific; RNA polymerase II cis-regulatory region sequence-specific DNA binding. Gene Ontology annotation, biological process: regulation of transcription by RNA polymerase II. NCBI's taxonomy places the organism in Eukaryota, Metazoa, Chordata, Actinopteri, Siluriformes, Bagridae. Gene Ontology annotation, cellular component: nucleus. The record is from RefSeq and is a predicted model, not a curated record. The transcript has 3 exons. Bases 258 to 2144 code for a protein of 628 amino acids.
UAUAUAUAUAUAGGUGCGCACGGAUUAUUGUGUCUCUGCUCAAAAAGAGACAAACAAAAUCCUCUGAAUUUUUUUUAAUUAAUUAUCCAUACAAAUCUAUAUGUAUAGCAUCCGUAUAAUCUUUAAUGAUCAAACGGUAUUAUCAAGUGAAAUCUAAAAUUGUGUUGUAGGGAACACAAAUAGCAGGUACAUAGUUGUUAUUGUCAGAUCUUAAACUGUCAGACUCUCUCCUGAAAUUGGAGUAAUUGCUCUGCACAAUGGAGACGGACAAGGCACCCCCGAUUGACCCAGAUUUUGAGCCCCAGAGUAGACCUAGGUCUUGCACAUGGCCACUGCCACGGCCCGACAUCUCAGCUGUCAAAGUGGAGGGGCCAGACGGCACCGGGUCCGCCGCGGGAACCCCACCUGCUGAGGAAGAUAAACAGGAGCCUCAGCCAAUCUUACCCGAGCCCGAAAAAUCCGCCGCCUCGGAUGGAGGCGCGCUACCCGGAGUGGGUGGAGCCACACCUCGUAAGGGUUCGUCCCGGCGCAAUGCCUGGGGAAAUCAGUCCUAUGCUGAUCUGAUAAGCCAAGCGAUUGAGAACUCGCCGGAGAAGCGUCUAACUCUGGCACAAAUCUAUGACUGGAUGGUCAAAACCGUGCCGUAUUUUAAGGAUAAAGGUGACAGCAACAGUUCUGCUGGAUGGAAGAACUCAAUUCGUCACAAUUUGUCCCUUCACAACAAGUUUUUGAGAGUACACAAUGAAUCUACUGGAAAGAGCUCCUGGUGGAUGCUUAAUCCUGAAGGGGGUAAGACUGGGAAAGCCCCUCGGCGCCGUGCUACCUCCAUGGACAAUAGCACUAAAUUGCUAAAAAGUCGCAUGCGGGCAAAGCAGACCAAGAAGCAGGCGGCAGCAGGUGGUGUUGGUGGUCCUGGUAGUGCCAUACAGGGUGAGGGUGUGUCCGGGGCAGUGACUGCAGACAGUCCUGGUCCUUCAGGACAGUUUGGAAAGUGGGGAAUGAACAGUAGCAGCCCAUCAUCACGGGGUAGCUUGGAUGACCAAGAUAUGUGGACAAGCUUCAGACCACGCACCAGUUCAAAUGCCAGCACUUUGAGUGGCAGGCACUCUCCAAUUCCCCCAGUGAAAGAAGAUGAAGAUGACUUGCCUGAAGAUGGUCUUCUGAGCGGGUAUCCCACUAGCAGCCUUCCACCUACCCUUACUGAGACCCUAAUGGAGGAACUGGACCUAAUUGAUGGGCUUACCUUAAUUACAUCUCAGCAAGGCGGUGCAAGCCCUAGCACAGCACCGCAAGCCCCACCUACUCCUCUGCCUUCUGCUUCUACCCUUCUGCCUCGUGGGUCUAAUUUUGCUUCAUAUUGUAAGAUGCAGCCAGUGAAGGGAUCUCAAGGACCAUCCCAACCAGGGUCACAGAACUCUGUUCAGCCGGCCGGGGAGUCCAACACAAGCCUAUCAAACUUUGGAAACUCCCUCUUUAACCCUCUGCCUGGUCCGGGAUCUCGAAGUUUUAGCACCCAUGUACCAUCCAGUCUUGAGGCACUCCUCACCUCUGACUCACCCCCACCAGCUGAUAUCUUGAUGACGCAAGUGGACCCUCUGAUGCCCAGCCAGGGAGGUGCUAAUCAUUUGGGCCUUGGGGAUCCCAUGUCUGGGAAUCAAACCAAGGCUGGUCAAAUGAUGUUGGGCAAGUCAAUGGAACCUAGACCAGUGCCGCAAAUGAGCCUUCAGUCUCAAUCCCAGCUACAGCCCCAGCAGCACUCUGAAAUGAGCUUUGGCAUGAUGCUGUCCGGCAUGGGCCAGGAACACCCACAGCUAGCAGCCAUGAAAAGCCAGCAUCAAAUGCCAAGUGGAGGGCUACUUCAACAUGGAGCUGUUCCUUCUGCAUCUGGGAAUGGAGGUAUUCAGGGCAUAAGCCAAUAUGGGACUCCAGCUUGCUUUUUGCCCUCUCAGGAUCGUCUGCCCACAGAUUUAGACAUUGAAAUGUUUACAGAGAACCUGGACUGUGAUGUUGAUUACAUCAUUAACAGUGACCUUAUGGAUGGAGAUAUGAGUGACUUCAACUUUGACCCCAUUGUAUCAGGUGGGCAAAAUUACCCUGGGACAGGCACCACACAGAGCUCAUCUCAAAACUGGGUUCCCAGCUAACUCUGCUAUGGACAGCAGCAGGUCAGCCUUUCAUCCCUAACCAAAUAAUGGAAUCUUACAUGGUGCAUUAAUUAAAAUGUCACCUUCAUUUUUUUUUUUUUUUUUUUUUUGCCUCCACAUUUGCCAUUGUACCUCAAAUCCACAAACUGCUUCGACAUGAUAUAGAAACUUUGGCCAAAUUUUUAAGACAUUUUUGGCAACUUUUUUGGCUCACAAAAACAAACCAUACACAAGUGCCAAUAUACACAGGGAAGUCAGCUAUUAGACACCAGACCUGGAAGAUGAAUACCCAGAAGAAGUAGUUGUUGUUUUUUUUCAGUGAUAUCGACUAGGAAAAAGGAGAAAAGAAAUUAACGGUGAAGCACAAGUACUAAAGUACUAAUCAAGCUGAUUACAGAAAUGCCUAUGACUAACACCAAAGUAGUACAUGGCUGAAAUGGUACUUUCCCUAGGUUUGAAGACAGAACUGAUUUGGCCAGCAGAAUCAAACUUUCCUUGAGAUACUUGAGAAAAUUUCUUCAACAGUCAACAACUUAAAAAAAAAACAACACAUCAUGCAAUUUCAAAAUCAGUGCUUUAUUGAUCACUUGGAUGGAACCUUCUGUUGGUGGGAGCACAAACCUGCCACCAUAUGAACAUUUACAGCAUCCAUCCGAGUUUGAAUGGGGACAGUUCCAGUGAGCCCAGAACAUGAACAUUUGGACACUUAUACAGGAGUAAUAUACUCUGUGGUACAAAGUAUGAUCAUAUUUUACAUUGGAGGCAAAAUAUUUUUAGGUGGUUGAUAAUGAUUCUUGUCAUUAUGAUUUAAUGCUUUUACUUCAGCAUUUAUGACUCUACUCAGGAAGGUGCCCCCUUCUCCUUGUGUCCUAAAGAGUGGGGACUGAUCAUUUGAGUGAGAAUUUCUAUUGAUGAUUCGUUCUUAAAUUGUUAACAGUAUGAAGAAAUGUGAUUUUACAUAGGGCAUUUUGAUUUUAUCAUAGAACUGUAAUUCUCCAGGUUCUAUGGUUUUUACCACUUUGCCAACUGUCAAAUUGAAUGGCAUUGUGUUAUUAAUGUGCCCAUUUACAGGAUACAAUAUUUGAAGGGUUUGUGUGCAUGCGUGUGUGGUACGUGUGUGUGUGAUGAUUUAAGUACUUACAAGUGCUUAAAUUCAGCAGAGGAGAAACAAUCAAAAGUAACGUGGAAUAAUUUAAUUCAAAGGAUGAAACUGAUUGGUUCUUCAACAGAUGCUAUAUAAAAUGUGCCCUUAUUGUAUAGAAUUGUGUACAUCUGCGCAAAGAAAAGGGCAAAACACACUUUUCUCAGAGAUCGGCUAUUUCUUAUGUAGUACUAACAAUCUUUUGUAUAGAUUUGUUAAAAUGAAACGGAAAACAAUUUUAGUAUACUGACUAAUUUUAAUGUCAAAUUUUUAAAUUGGGGGCUAUAUUCCCCCCAAAAAACAUCAUUUAUACUAAUCAGAAAAUACUCUUAAGAAAAACCCUCUUAAAAUGCAGAAACUAUUUUUAACGGUCAUUUUCUAUGUAAUCUUUUAUUUUUGUAAAAGAUAAGAUGCAUGUAGAUUUUAUACAUAACCAAAGGAACACUAAGAAGAACAUUUUAAAGUGGGAUGGCUUCAGAGGAAAGUAUUGCAGCUUUUAUACCGUGUUAACUUUAUUGUGGAGUAAACAGAUUGCAUGGGUGCAGUUAACAGUAUAACGCCUCGCAGAUUAGAUCACUACUGUAUUUGGAGUAAAAAAUAAAUGUAUAAAUAAAAUAGGAUGAAGUGAUCAUUUCAGUUCGAUCAUUUCACCAGGCAAUUCAUAUUUCAUCAAAAAAAUAAAAAGCUAAAAAGAGAAAGACGAACAUGAUGAUAUUGAUGCAAAGUAACUCUCAGGGUUUAAAAAAACAGUAGUUAUAUUAAGUAAAUAAGUAAUAUUGAUUAAAAACUUCCAGAUGGAAGCGGAAAGAUAAUCAUUGCUGAUUUUACAAAAGCCUCUCCGCCAUCAAUGGAAAUGUUCUAACAUUACAGAAGUUAGAGCUUGAUGCUCCACUUGAAAACGAGGGGUUGUGUAACAUAUGCAUUAACCGAAUUUCGGUAAAAAACAAACAAAAAAAUGUAAAAGUUAUAAACUGCCAACAAACACUAGCAUGUUUAUCUAGAACAAACCAUGUAUCUCCAUAUUCUUUCUUUUCUUUUUUCCUUUUGAGCUGUUGAUGUAGAAAUGUAGUUUUUACUUUGUUUUUAUUUUCCUUUGUUUAUGUAGAUUAAACUUUGGUUUUCGAGCUGGAUAUUAUUCAUUAAUCUUUUAACGGUAAUAAUAUAAGUAUAUUAAAAAUAUGAAUUAACUGUUAAAGCGUUCUGUUCUUGCAGAGGAUGGUUGUUUCCUCCUGUCAGUUGGUGCUAGACAUGACAAAGUCAGCCAUACUUAGAGCCUUUAUUUUAUGCAGCACAUCUUCAGCACAUUUUAUAGAUGCAGAAACCUACAAACAUAAAUUCACUUUUAUCACUUGUUCCUCAGUAGAUUAGAUCCUCAGUAAUUUACUAGAAAUGAGUGAUUAGCUACGGAAGGAGUCUUCACACACAUACAUUUCUUGAAAUCUGUUUUUUUUUUUUCUUGGAGGAAAAAAGGAAACAGUGUUACUAUGUUCAUCUUAAUCUGUAUUUUAACAAACCGUUUACAUUGUUGCUCUCUUCUUUUCAGACUUUUUUUGUUGUUGUUGUUCCUUUAAAGUUCCACACGUUUGAUGGGGUUUGGUUUAUGUGUAUAAAAUCUCAAAGGAUUUGAGAAUGAACCAGCAGGUGAGGUUUAGAGAAGAAGGCUAUAGUGGAAUCUGCUGAAGUGGAAACUUUUCUACACUGAACCCAGUGUGAACCCAUUGUGAUUAUUUGCCUAAAAUCUCCAAGUUAAAUAAAAAGAUGCCAGAAAAAGUGCAUGAAAAGCAGAUGAAACGGAGCCUUCGGUCAAAACGAAGGCGAUUACUAUUGAAAGUAUAGAAUGUAAACGACAAAAAUUCCCCUUUAGAGUGAGAAACUUUCGGCAGGAUUUUAAACAUCUUGAUCUCAGCUCACACGACAGUCUCAUGCUUUCUCGUGUUUAAUGUGUUUCCCCCCCUGUUCUGAAAAUGUCUACUAAUAUCCCAGUUGAUAAAACACUAUUUUAUUAGUUUGUGGAUAGAUUUUGUUGUUUUGGGGGAAAGGGGGUGUAAAUGUUUGGUGAGUGCUUAGCCAGUUAACUAUAUAUGUAUUUCACUCAUUGCUUUGUAUUGAUUAAUGUAUGUUUUUCUUUCCCUUGCUCUUCUUACUUUAUCAUUAAGUUAGCCAGAAGUGACUGUGAAACAGUCUAAAAUAUCUGAAAUAAAUUUAAUCAGUUUAACUCA